This is a messenger RNA of Saccostrea cuccullata (small rock oyster), 1937 nucleotides long. RefSeq names its product zinc finger protein 239-like. Lineage: Eukaryota; Metazoa; Mollusca; Bivalvia; Ostreida; Ostreidae. Gene Ontology annotation, molecular function: DNA-binding transcription factor activity, RNA polymerase II-specific. The record is from RefSeq and is a predicted model, not a curated record. The transcript has 5 exons. Gene Ontology annotation, biological process: regulation of transcription by RNA polymerase II. The coding region runs from base 135 to 1262 and encodes 375 amino acids. Gene Ontology annotation, cellular component: nucleus.
GCCAUUUUGACUAUUAGAACACAAAGAUCGGUGCAAUUCUGUUCCUAUUUGAGUAACUGUUAUUCCAUCAGUCCCUGUGAAAAUCUUUAUAUUUCUAGUUGCAGGUAUCAGAUUGAAGCAAUAACUUGGUCAUAAUGGCAGAGUUCAACUCCACACAUACACUUUAUACUGAAGACCCCACCCCUGAUAUGGAGUCCACUGUAAAGAAGGAGCCACUUGGGAUUUCUGACUCUGAAGAAGAAAACCAACAGCUGUUGAUAGUGAAGAAGGAGAGGAGCGAUUUUGAACCCCAUUCAAAUAUUCAGAACGAUACUGAAAAAUUACAGAACUAUUGUUCAGAUGAAGAUCAAACUGGAAGUUUAGAAAGACACAUCAACACAGAUAGGGAAAAAGAAGUCUGGUCAUCCAAUUCAAAGAUUCAAACUGAGGCUGCAGACAAACCUUAUAAAUGUGAUAUGUGUGAAAAGGCAUUCAACUGGCCAGGAAAACUACAGAUGCACAUGAGAACACAUACUGGUGAAAAACCUUAUAAAUGUGAUGUUUGCGGGAAGGCAUAUAAACAGACAAAUCACCUACAGGAUCACAUGAGGACACAUACAGGUGAUAAACCUUAUAUAUGUGACAUGUGUGGGAAAUCAUUCAACAGAUUAAAUAGUUUACAGAGGCACAUGAAGACACAUACAGGUGAUAAACCUUAUAAAUGUGAUGUGUGUGGGAAGGCAUUCAGCCAAUCAUGUCACUUACAGGCACACAUGAGGACACAUACUGGUGAUAAACCUUAUAAAUGUGAUGUGUGUGGGAAAGCAUUCAGUCAGUCACAACACUUACAGAAACACAUGAGGACACAUACUGGUGAUAAACUUUAUAAAUGUGAUGUGUGUGGGAAAGCAUUCAGUCAGUCACAACACUUACAGAAACACAUGAGGACACAUACUGGUGAUAAACCUUAUAAAUGUGAUGUGUGUGGGAAAGCAUUCAGUCAGUCACACCACUUACAGAAACACAUGAGGACACAUACAGGUGAUCAACCUUAUAAAUGUAAUGUGUGUGGAAAGGCAUUCAAACGGACAAGUGACUUACAGACACACAUGAGGACACAUACUGGUGAUAAACCUUAUAAAUGUGAUGUGUGUGGGAAAGCAUUUAGUUUCUCACAGAACUUACAGAGUCAAAUGAGGAUACAUACUGGUGAUAAGCCUUAUAAAUGUGAUGUGUGUGUGGGAAGUCAUUCAUCCUAUCGCAGAACUUACAGACUCAUAUGAGGACAAUCUGUAUACGAGGGUCAUUCAAAAAGUUCUUAGACUUUUGUCUUAACUUUUUUAUUUAACAUCAUAUUAUAUCCAAAUUUAAUACAAAUAUUUUAACAACAGAUUCAAAUAAUUUGAGUAAAAAAAAUUAGAAUGUAUCCUCAUAUUUAUGAAAAUUACCAAGGAUUUAUAACAGCAAAAAUGGGGUCACGGAGCACCGUCAAAAUUGAGUAAUUUUCUUAUUUUCACUUCAUAGUAUUUACAGCUAUACCUCUAAUAAAUGGAGCUGAAACGAAAUAAAAUAUAAAUUUUUAAAUAAAGUAUUACUGCAUUAAUUAAAAUGAAAUCAGGUUAUGUAAUAUCUCGUUCCAUUUAAAAGAUAUCAGCUUCUAAAUACAUAUGGACUUGAUUAAAAAAGGCAAAAAAACCUUGACGUUGGAGGACGUCACGGAGCAGCAAGUAGCUUUAAUAUUAGACUUUACAUUCGGGAAACUUUCUACAAGCUUAUUAAAUCCUUAUAAAUCAGGAUCUGUAUGAACAAAAAAUUUGUGUAUUGAAUAAGUUGAAAAUACCAUGUUUGAGUGGUAGCGAGUUUGAAUUGGACGAUGGAUUGUCUGCAAAGAAACAGGUUAAAGUUAAAAUUAUUGUCAAAAGAGUUAAGAACGUCAUUGAACGUGGUGUGUGCUUCAA